GGGAGGAAGGUCUUUGGAGGAGAUGUCUGGAGGCGGGUGUCCCGGCACGUCCAAGAGGAAAAGGAAUUGGUGUGCAGAACACUCAUCUUUUCUAGAAGAAAGGUCACAACAGUUGAGAAGAGCACAUUUCAAAACAGUGGAAACAGCUCUCUCUCUCUCUAAAGCAUGGCUCAAGUGUGGAGAAGGAUUUCAGAACGCUUCUGAGUCCCUGCCAUUAACAAGUGAAAAGACAGCUGUUACCGAAAAACAUGUCGAAUUAUCUCCAAGACCAAAGAAAGAAACAAGUAAGAGUGCUAGUGAGCUUGUAGAUAUAACAUGGAGUUCGAGUGAAAGUGAUUUCUCAGAUGAAGAAAAGGUAGCCCCUGAAUUACAGAGAGAUGGUACACAUGGCUGUAGAGCAGACAGGACUCUGUUAUGUCCAGAAGAUGGAGCCACUGAAGAUGAAUUACAGUUUAUUGACUGGGAGAUUAACAGUGACACAGAAGAUCCUAGGGAACCUAGUGAGUGUGAAGAUGGUGAUGGGGCCGUGGACAUCUCGGAUUAUGCUUCUUGUGCAAGUGGUCAUUCUUUGACAAAUGAUGACAGGCUAUCUGAGCCAAUUUCUACAGAAAUUUUGGAGUAUUCAUCAGAUAGUGAAAAAGAAGAUGACCCAGAGAAUGCCCUGGUCAUUGAUUCAGAAUCCCCUCACAAAUACCAGGUGGAUUUUAAAUCAGAUGCAAGACAAUUUUUGGGUAGACAGACUCACUCAGAGCCAAAUUCAGCUGAGCCCAUAUUGAGCACACCCAAGAAGUAUAUGGCCAAGUUUCCAAAGACUCCAGAAAAUUCAGCAACAAAGAAGAAGCUUUUAAGAGGCGGGCUAGCAGAAAGACUACAAGAACUGCAGAAUCGAGAGAGAUCUGCCAUUUCUUUAUGGAGACAUCGAUGUGUUUCUUACCAAAUGACACCUUUAGGCAGAAGAUCUGGAGUAUUAACCGUGAAAAUUCUAGAGCUACAUGAGGAAUGCAGCAUGCAGGUUGCAAUAUGUGAGCAGUUGGCAGGGCCACCAACCACCAGCCUUCCUAAGGAAAUAGCUCCUUGUCUGGGAACAUGUCUGAAGGUUCUCUUUACCAGAGAGACUGCAAACCACCUAAAGGGCCAUCCCCAGGACAUCAUUUACAUCUUCCCUCCUUGGCAAAAACUUUUCAUUCCAAAUGGAAGUUACUCUGUUAUUCUGAAUACUUAUUUUUGUCAGAAAGCUAUUGCAAAUGAAACAGUUCAUGAAAUAGUAUACAGUCAGGACACAGCUCUUCCAAGAAGAUAUAUAACUUUGGCGCAGAUGUUUAGAAUUAAGGACAUACCAAACAGUUCUUCCAGCAGUCAGAUGAUAUGUGGUAGCCUGGCUGCCACUAGCACAAGCUUGACCCACGGGCAUGACAAGACAGAGCAACAUCUUGUGGUUGGUGCUCCCCUGAGGGAGUCUCUUCUGGACAUUGUGGAAAGCCAAAGAGCUGGCCUGUGGUCUGAAAUUGGGGUCCGAGUAGUAGUGCAGAGGGCCUACUCCCUUCUCAGUAGAGAUGGUGCCAGGAACCAUCAAGGGCACAGAGUGGGGCAUGCAGAUUCACCUGGAGCAUGGUCCUGCCUGCUAGUGCAGGAUGCCUGUGGGAUGUUCGGGGAAGUAUACUUGGACAGCACCUUCUGGAAGAACAGACCAUUAGAAGGCAGGGUCUGCAGCAUGUCAGGAAUGAAGGUUCUACAGAAGGCUACAAGAGCAAGAACACCAGGGCUUUUCAGUUUAAUUGACACUAUGUGGCCCCCAGUGAUACCUCUGAUCGAGCCUUCCUGUACCCAUCCCAGUGAAGAGAUAAAGACUCAUCUGCCUCCUCCUUUCUUCUGUUAUAUCUUCUCUGCACAUCCGAGUCUGGGACAAAUUGAUGCAAUUGAAGGAGACCCCAUUUCUAAGCUUUACCAGCCUCCAGUUGUCCACUGCUUAAGAGAAAUCCUCCAGACUGAUGAGCAUGGUACCUGUUGCAGUUUCUAUGCCAGAGUGAUUUAUCAAAGACCACAGGUAAUAUCUCUAUCUCCUU
This is a messenger RNA of Psammomys obesus (fat sand rat), 2063 nucleotides long. Its product is annotated as DNA repair-scaffolding protein-like. The transcript has 14 exons. The annotation marks the transcript as partial. Lineage: Eukaryota; Metazoa; Chordata; Mammalia; Rodentia; Muridae. Gene Ontology annotation, cellular component: nuclear chromosome; nucleoplasm. Gene Ontology annotation, biological process: double-strand break repair via homologous recombination; regulation of establishment of protein localization to chromosome. The record is from RefSeq and is a predicted model, not a curated record.